UAUCGUGUUGGCUCUCUUUCUGUGUCCCCGUGUGUUUCGCGCGAUACCCAUAAGAGUUCUGAACGAAGUCAAUUGUACGUUCUCUCACAUAUUUGUACAAUAGAAAUUGUUUCGGCUUCGUUCGCGCGUAUCGCACAUUUUUUUUCCAUACAGUGGUGUGUACGUGAUAUUUUUACACUUUGCAAAUUUAGCAGAUACAUUGUCGUAUCUUGCACAGUUCGGCAUUUUUUGUUUCUGUAAAAAUUUUUUUCUGUUCUGUUUUUUCUGCACCUCAGUUCUUUGGCGUGUAACGAAGAGAAAUACUUAAAAAACUGUGAUUUCAUCUUGCUGUUUCAUUGACGCGCAUUGACAUAAGUUAAAGUCAACUGUGUACACAUAAGCUUGUGCAGUGACAGUUGUGCGACGAUACACGCAAAAGCAUUUACUCUGCAUUUUUGUCUUCACUAUCAGCUGAAGCUCCGUAAUACUGACUGUCAUUUUGCGGGAUUUUUUUUAUUGAACUCCCACACCGUACGUGCCAUCAACCCUUUUGACGCUGGACAAUCAGACCCAAGUACAUUAGAGUGAAACAUUAGAACUUUCGAGUGUAACUCGCAAUUUUUUACCCCGCAAAGCUCACUUCAAUUAAAAAAUCAGUGGAGUGUACAGCUAAGGCAGAACCUAUGGAAAGUGAUCCUUACGAAGAUCCGCCCUAUAGGAGAUUUCGCAGGUGACUUUUGGAUACGUGUACACCCAGCAUAACCGGCUCCAGCAAGCACUCAGUGUACAAACACGGAAGCGCGUGCGCCUAAGUUCAACCACGUGCCGCGCGUAAUCAUCAGAUCACCGACACGUGUUCCACACAGCACGUCAGUGGGAAAAAAGAUACAAACUUUUGCGCUGAAUUGAGCGGAGCGAUCGGGAUUGGAGAAAUUUAAACUCUAAGCUCGAUCUUAGAUUAGAGGAUAUUAAACUCGGACUUUCCAAAAGUGCGAGUGUGUUUUUGACUGUUUGAGAAAAUUUAAAAAAUACGCACACCACUGAGACGUUUGGAUUAUUGAAACUUUGACCAAGUCGAAUUAGAAACAAAAAUGGCCAUCCCUAUUACGAAUCCUUCAGAUGAAGAGGAGCUUUACCGCGUCAGGCAACUGUAUUUGGAAAAGCUGUUGCUGGAUGUAUACAAGGCACUGCAGAACAUAAUGGUCAUCAGAAGCGCCCAGUACGAAUACUUGCAGUCCAGGAACCCUCGACUACCACGCCGACAGUCCUCGGAGCGCGAGUCGCGCGACCAACAGAUGUUGCUGGUUGACUCGGACCUCUCGCGACUACCACUGCCAGACCUAGUGCUCUCCGCCAUGCAACAGAUGCCACCACCACCACCCCAGGUGACCUCCUCGGCACCCAACAGUCCGACCCGCGACGCGACCUUCCAGUUCCCGGAGUGCGGAGGCAUCGCCAGCAACAACACCAAUAGCAACACCCACAGCAACAGUAAUUUAAGCAGUGCAAGCUCACUGGAGAACAUAAUUGCCGGCGCCAACAUAUCGGCUAUGAUGCCAUCGGCGAUGGCACCGGUGCCAAGUCCGAGACCAAAGCCCCGUAGGCGCAGGCUCACGUCCGAGGGAUCAUUGCCGGACAAAGCAGAAUCGAGGCUUGAAUGCAGCGCCACACACGGUAACUGCUGCGUGCACCAUCUUGCCAGUAGCCUAGACGAGAGGGAGUGGGCGACCGUAGGGGCUAAUCUCAGGACCAUCGCUGACGACUUCCACGCAGCUAAAACCAAGGACGCCGAAGUAGAAAAGUCAAGGCUGCCAUUCAUCGGGUCGAGCAGCGCCACCAGCUUGGCGGAUGUUGUGAGCUCAGCGCACAGCCCAACGACUGGAUCGACGGAGGGCUUACUGUCCUCGCUGAUCCCGGCGCCGUUUCGAGAAACCCUCUGGACGACGAUAGCCCUCUAUCUGGGUUGGCGGCUGGUCUCACGCCUGCGAUAGGUUCUCGGCUGCAAGGCGCCUCGCGGCCACGCCCUUACCUCUCCGUGCUCCCUUUUAAUCGGACCCCGUGCUUAGAGCACUGCUCAGGGGAGACGUUCGAUGAAGGAAGGGAAGAUGCUUGCUUUUUUGAUGAUAUUGGUAAUCAAAAAUCAACGCGAUCAACCUUUGUUCCGGUCGCAGCCGACGCUGGUGGUUUUAAGGAUGGCCUCUGAGGAUGAGGCUUUUCUUGAAAGAAGCAGAAAAAGAGAAAGAGAGAGAGAGAGAGAGAGGCUUCGAUACUUAAAAAGAUGACGAGGACUACAGAGAAGACGUCUAUUGCCAGAGAGAGGAGGAGAGAGAGAAAAGUGGUGAGAGAAGAUAUAAGCGAGCAAGCUCUCUGCAGCAAUACUUCUUCCGAUCGUGUCUUUUACUUUUUAACUAUUGUAUAUACGCGCUCAUCGUCCGCGGCUUUCUGGUGCUCAAGAACACAAGGCAUCCGUGUGCCCUCCGAUCUUAUACUAGUAGGAUUGUUGUUCUAACGUCGAUGUUGGAGGAAUCAAAUUCAAAAUCGACGGAGUAAGAAAUUAAAUAAAACAAAAAAAAAAAAAA
Messenger RNA from Copidosoma floridanum, 2558 nucleotides. RefSeq lists its product as uncharacterized. The record is from RefSeq and is a predicted model, not a curated record. Lineage: Eukaryota; Metazoa; Arthropoda; Insecta; Hymenoptera; Encyrtidae.